Molecule: messenger RNA, 693 nt
Organism: Dibothriocephalus latus
Lineage: Eukaryota; Metazoa; Platyhelminthes; Cestoda; Diphyllobothriidea; Diphyllobothriidae
Source: the annotation of a GenBank genome assembly
AUGGUUGAGAAAGAAAUCAAGCGUAUGCCUAACUGUGUUGUGGUUCCCGACAAUUAUCAGUCAUAUAAUAUUUCAGAUUUUUGCGUAAGUCCUAAGUAUGAGAACUAUGUCGACCGUUUAAUGUUACCAAAUGGCUUGAUCAAGGACCGUAUCGAAAAAGUCGCAAUACAGAUCAUUGAGAGCUUCGAAAAUGACAACGCACAGUCUAUUUCCAUGAUUUGCGUGCUAAAGGGUGGCUUCAAGUUCUUUGCUGACCUGAUUGAUGCCCUUGAACGGACUAUCAGGGCCCGGGGCACAUCGAUCCCCAUUGCUACAGACUUUGUUAGAGUCAAGAGUUAUGUUAACGCCCAAUCCGGUCCAUCUGUUUACCUAUCCGGUGUCGAAAACGUGGAAAGCUAUCGGGGAAAAGAUAUACUUAUCGUUGAAGACAUCGUGGAUACUGGCCGGACUAUGAGUAACCUGAACAAGUACCUCCGUACAUUGAAUGCAAGAAGUGUUCGCGUCGUAAGCCUUCUUGUCAAAAGAACACCUUUGAGUUGCGGAUACCGUCCAGACUUUGCUGGUUUUGAAAUCCCUGAUGAAUUCGUCGUCGGCUACGCCUUGGAUUAUAACGAUUACUUUCGAGACCUGCACGUAUGUUUUGCUUCUUUCCUCUUGACUUGUGCGCCGCGGUCAAAAUUCUCAGUUACUUAG